AUGGAGGAGCGGACCCUCGCCUUUGGCCAAGAUGUGUAUAGGCAUAGACUAGCAGCGCAGGAGUUGGUCUACACGUUCCUUCGCAAAGAAUCAUCCAGUACCAAUCUUGACCUGACCGAACGUUGCGUCCAGCUAAACACCAAGCUUGAGGACGCCUGGAGGGACGGCGAAGGGGAUCUGGGACGCAUCAAGGAGGAAGUGACCAAACACUUUGACAAUCGUAAUGUGGCCUCUCAUUGGUCCAUCUACACUCCAGAAGCUCUCAUAGCCAUACGAACCUAUAUAAUUCUUUCCACAAUUGAAGCGGCACAAAUGUUGCAUGAGGGGCUGUCGAAAGAACUGGAUAAGGACUUGCCGAAGGACAAGGUUUUCGGGAGUUGGCUUGACAUUCUCGAGAAUUCUCGAAAGGUUUUCCAACAUGAAGGCUGGAGAAGCCCAUGGUACAAGCCAUACGACCGGAGUGGUAAGGAAUUCCUUAGAUGGCGAGAAAACGCUUUAGACAUCUUCGAACAGUUCAAAGAUGGCGUCACCGAGCUUUUGUCAGACUAUCCGGAUCAUUCAGCCGAGGCAGAAGCAAGAGUUACGAAUAAGGCCCGUCAAAUCAUCAUCCUGGUGUCGGGAGGGUCUUGGGAUCGAUUCAAGUUUGUUUGGCGACGCUGGCAGUACAGCGACGGCGAAGCCCCCAAUACAACCGAUGAGAUCCAGACUCGGCUCGAGCUGGAAUCAUUGCAAAGCGAUCGAAGCAAUCCAUCGCUGUCAGCACUAGCCGGAGAAGCUUUGGAUUUCAUAUCCUCAAGCGCAGAGUACGGCUCUAGCCAAUCUCAAACGUCCGUCGUGGGUACAGCCUCACAGUUCUGA
Filobasidium floriforme is the source of this 858-nucleotide messenger RNA. RefSeq lists its product as uncharacterized. The record is from RefSeq and is a predicted model, not a curated record. The coding region runs from base 1 to 858 and encodes 285 amino acids. The transcript has a single exon. Lineage: Eukaryota; Fungi; Basidiomycota; Tremellomycetes; Filobasidiales; Filobasidiaceae.